This is a messenger RNA of Serpula lacrymans var. lacrymans S7.9, 1815 nucleotides long. RefSeq lists its product as uncharacterized. The record is from RefSeq and is a predicted model, not a curated record. NCBI's taxonomy places the organism in Eukaryota, Fungi, Basidiomycota, Agaricomycetes, Boletales, Serpulaceae. The transcript is spliced from 7 exons. The coding region runs from base 1 to 1758 and encodes 585 amino acids.
AUGCCCCAUAAUGAUGAUCAUGACUACAAGAAGCAGCGAGGUUCCAAGCUCCAGUGGGCAUUCACAGUGCUCAGCCAUUUGCCGACCGAACAGGCUUAUACGUGUCUCCUCAUACGUGAAAUCCAAUCUAACAUCUUUGCCCAGGAAGUCGACUCCGAGCCCCAUUCCUUUCACCCGACAAUUGAUAGUAGAAAGCUGCCCAAAACGCAACACAUGCUCAGUGCCCUUGCCCAGACGUGUCGCUCAUUCAGCGAUCUUGCUUUGGAUGUUCUUUAUGGUGAAUUGGAUGACUUUAGCCCAUUGGUUCGAUGUCUUCCGAAAGAUCUAGUGGGAGAGGUUUAUGGAAAAUUGACUUUCCUAAGGCUGAUGUGCCCAACGGACUGGGAUAUCUUUCUAAAAUAUGCCGGUCGUGUCAAGAGAUUAGAACUACACGACUGUCACUCUGGCGUUGGCGCUUUAACCCUCAUCAUGGCUGGUUUUGGGCCAAUGAAGCCUUUACCAUUUCCAAAGCUCAAGUACCUAGGUGUCUUCUUUCGAAUACGAGCAUGGCAGCAUGUUUUGCGUCCAUUUCUCGGGCCGCAGCUCCUUGGGCUCAAACUCGAAUUUCUUCUCGAAGCAAAAGACAAAAAUCGAAGCUUGGCAUUUUUCAACUCUCUCAACGCUACGUGUCCCGCAUUGACAUCUAUUCAUCUCAAGCCGUCACAGUCAGACGCCAGUGGUCACGCGGCGAGAUCUCUUCUGAAUGUGCUGAUGAACGUGAUUUGUGGAUGGGAUCAUCUCAAGGAGAUAUCUUUCCGUGUCUUCCCUAAUGGAAGGUUCGAACUGCACGUCUUACAGCGUUUGCUGUCUACACUAGAUAGCUUUGCGAGUUCACGAGAUACCAUCGAAGGGCUCUGCAUAGUGGAAAACGCCGCAUGGGAUACAUAUCACGACCGCAUCCAAGAAACUGUCAUCAAUUUCGGGAUACUGAAAGUUCUUCCUACCUUCCAUCGUUUACGCGAAAUCAAGAUAGACACGAGUUUCCCGAUUUCAAUGGACGAUGAGACGUUGAAAGAGGUGGUAACAGCGUGGCCCAAGUUGCAAAAACUGUCACUCAAUGCGAAGCAUGGGUGUAGAGGUCAUUCAAAAGUCACUACCAACGGUUUCGUCACCCUAUUGCGACUCUGCCCAGAACUGGAGGAGCUCGGUUUGGUCAUCGUCGUGGAGGGCAUUAGUCCGAAAUUUCCCUUGUCAAUGCAAGGACCUCUCAACAGCAAACUAACCGAACUGCAACUAGGCGACUCUAAAAUUGGUGCCACCGAUUAUGUGUACUUCGCAGUCAUCAUAUCCAUCGUUCUUCCUCGAGUCCGGUCGAUCUUCUCCUGGUUCUCAAUACGUGGUCUCGAGGAAGGCCACGAGCAGCGCACUAGAUGGAUAGACGUGCUGAGUCUAUUGUCCAUUUUUGCAGACAUAAAAGAACCAGGCGAGAAAAUUCUGCGAAAAAGCCUCGCAGGCGGUAUAGUUCCUGAAGCAGUUGUCUCGAACUGCAAGGUGCAACUCUUUCCCGAUCACUGGUUCAAUCGCAAGGACAUUUACCUUUCUGCUGCAUGGUCGUUUUUCUUCGUUCUUCUAUCAAUGUUGCGCCCCGUCUUCUGCAUUUUAUACCAUGACAAUCUGGCUCUGAUCCCCUCGACAUCGCAAGACCAUAAUCUUCUUGCUGUAUGGCAGCAGACUCUGCGAGUUAAUCAAGAUGAGAAGGAACAUAAUACUUGGUAUUGAUCUCCUCGUCAAAGAAUGUCAAUAACACUAUGAGCCUCUACGAUGACCGCACUGGAC